CAAAGCCGAGCGAGAAACAUGGCCGACAGCCAGCCAGCGAUCAAGAAAGAUUCAAACAAGGGCUCCCAAGAUGUCAUAACCGACUUCUGGAAAAAGUUUAUUACCAAGAGCCCCAGCCCAGUAACCUCAAUAUUCCCUCAGCAUCUAUAUACCAAUCUUCUCCAUCCAACUCGUGUCCAAGGGGCUUUGUCCGCUCGUAAUGCUGCUGAGAGUUACGAAGCCGCGGCCCAGGAAUGCAAAGAGCAGGUAAAACGUAUCGUUCGCGAGUGCAGACGUACAAAUGAGAAAUUCGCAGACCCAGACUUUGAUAUUGAGCAUGAUUACAAGAACGGUCUGAAGAACUGCCUUCGCGGUCUAGCUCGGAGUAACAACAAGAAGUACAAUGGGUCUGAAUCCUCCGAGCAGACAGGUUAUUCGUCAUCUUUGAGCGACGACGACUCCGACUCCUAUUUUGUUGGUUCAGUCCAUAGGAUUGAUUGGAUCUUCGAGAAACCGGAAUUUACCAUCGACGGGUUCUCCAAUACGGAUAUUCUCCAAGGUGCCAGUGGUGACUGCUGGUGGCUUGCAGCAGUGGCGACGAUCUGCAACCGCCAGGAUUUGAUGGAGAAGAUAUGCGUGGCUCGGGACAGCGAGUGCGGAGUCUACGGCUUUGUUUUCUAUAGGGAUGGAGAGUGGCAUUCAACUGUUGUCGACGAUAAUUUGUAUCUGGCCAACGCCGACUAUUCUUCCACUUCCAACGCAUACGACAGCACUGGCAAGCGGGCAAGGGAGUACCGCAAGCGCAAUCAAACAGGGUCAGAGGCCCUCUAUUUUGCCAAAUGCUCCGAUCCAAAUGAAACAUGGCUACCUCUGAUGGAAAAGGCGUAUGCAAAAAUUCAUGGAGACUACGAUGCCAUCUCUGGGGGCUGGGCCGGAGAGGGCGUCGAGGAUCUUACCGGGGGGGUCACAACCACAAUUGCGACUAAUAGAGUUCUAAACAAGAACAGGCUGUGGGGUGAACUUACCGGCUCAGAGGGAAGUUUUGUCUUUGCCGCGUCAGCUAUGGGCACCGGGUGGGAUUCAACUCAAAAUGGUCUGGCUCUGGGACACGCAUACUCAAUCCUCCGUGCUGUUGAGGAGGCGGACGAGAAGGGGGAGAAAGUAAGACUAGUGCUAAUCAGAAACCCUUGGGGGCAGAGAGAUAUGGAAGGUAUAGGCGAAUGGAAUGGGCCAUGGAGCGAUGGUUCCAAGGAAUGGACACCGUACUGGCUGCAGAAGCUGCAGCAUACAUUUGGAGACGACGGCGUUUUCUGGAUGGCAUACGAGGACCUUCUCUCAACAUUCAUGUUCGUUCAUCGCACGCGAAUUUUCGAUGCAAAAUGGACCGUGGUUCAGCAAUGGACAAGUGUAAAUGUGCCAUGGGUUACGGGAUUUCUUCGAACAAAGUUCUUCGUUGAAAUCAAAAAGGCUGGACCGGUGGUUUUUGUGCUUUGUCAGCUUGAUAAACGUUACUUUAGCGGUUUAGAGGGCCAGUACAAGUUUGCCUUGCAUUUCAUUCUCCAGGAAAAGAACUCAAAGUCGGAAGAUCAUAUAGUGAUGGUCCGGCCGGUUCAUUCCUGGGAGGACCGGUCGGUCAGCGCUGAGAUUGAACUUGAGCCUGGACAGUACGAAGUCGUGCCCAAGGUUCUCGCGACUAGGGACCUCGAUCAGAAGGUGGUUGAAGAUGUCGUCAAGGAUUGGGCCGAGGAUAACCCGCAAAAGUUGAGGCAGGUGGGCAUGAAUUACGACUUUGCAAAUAAAAAAGGCAGCAAUCCAAAUGAUGGCCCGCCAGAGCAGGGGAACACAAGUAGCGACACGGAAAUUGGCAAGACACAAGAGUCAUCACAAGACAAGGGCCAACAGAAAGACGAGCAAAAGGACGAUGUGAAAGACGAUGUGAAGGACAGUGCAGAAGACCAGACCAAGAAAGAGAAUACCGUGGAAUCCGAACCCCUCCCUCUCGAGACGCUAGACGGCUUCAGAGUCAACAAAAAGGGACAGGUUCUUAACGAAGACGGGGAGCAGAUUGGAGAGCUCACUGAGGGAGAGGUUGAAAAGUGUGCUAGUAAGAGGAUCAAUGCAAAGGGAGAUGUCCACGACGCCGAAAAUCAGGUUUUGGGCAAAGUAAAGCUGCUCCCUCGUGCUUCGACCGAGCCCAAAGUCGACAAGGACGAUGGUCUUGAAAACAGACAAAAGGAAGACGGUCUUGAAAAUACACAAAAGGACGACGAUUCCGAGUCAUCAAACACAGGUGAUGGGCCUCCGCCGUGGAAUGCAGUAUGCGUUAUUGGCUUGCGGGUCCAUGCGCAGGAUCCUGAAGUCGCUAUCAAACUCGUAAAGCCGGAAGUGACAAAUGAAGAAUGA
Talaromyces rugulosus is the source of this 2382-nucleotide messenger RNA. RefSeq lists its product as uncharacterized. The annotation marks the transcript as partial. Gene Ontology annotation, biological process: proteolysis. Gene Ontology annotation, molecular function: calcium-dependent cysteine-type endopeptidase activity. The transcript has 3 exons. Lineage: Eukaryota; Fungi; Ascomycota; Eurotiomycetes; Eurotiales; Trichocomaceae. Gene Ontology annotation, cellular component: cytoplasm. The record is from RefSeq and is a predicted model, not a curated record.